Messenger RNA from Sorex araneus (European shrew), 1194 nucleotides. It is a transcript of the gene SYNGR2, whose product is annotated as synaptogyrin 2. NCBI's taxonomy places the organism in Eukaryota, Metazoa, Chordata, Mammalia, Eulipotyphla, Soricidae. The record is from RefSeq and is a predicted model, not a curated record. Bases 62 to 736 code for a protein of 224 amino acids. Gene Ontology annotation, cellular component: neuromuscular junction; synaptic vesicle membrane. The transcript has 4 exons.
GCCCCGGGGCGGGGCGUCCGGCGGCGGCGGGGCAGCGCGGCGCGGCGGCGGCGGCGGCGACAUGGACAGCGGGGCCUACGGCGCGGCCAAGGCGGGCGGCGCCUUCGACCUGCGGCGCUUCGUGGCGCAGCCGCAGGUGGUGGCGCGCGCCGUGUGCCUGCUCUUCGCCCUGAUCGAGUUCAGCUGCAUCUUUGGGGAGGGCUACAGCAACACGCACGACGUGGGCCAGGAGUACUGCGUGUUCAAUCGCAACGAGGACGCGUGCCGCUACGGCAGCGCUGUGGGCGUGCUGGCCUUCCUGGCCUGCGCCGGCUUCCUGGUGGUGGACGCCUACUUCCCGCAGAUCAGCAACGUCACCGACCGCAAGUACCUGGUGGUCGGUGACCUGCUCUUCUCAGCUCUCUGGACCUUCCUGUGGUUCGUGGGCUUCUGCUUCCUCACCAACCAGUGGGCGGCCACCAACCCCAAGGACGUGCGGGUGGGCGCGGACUCGGCCCGGGCCGCCAUCACCUUCAGCUUCUUCUCCAUCUUCUCCUGGGGCGUGCUGGCCUCGCUGGCCUACCAGCGCUACAAGGCGGGCGUGGACGACUUCAUGGAGAACUACGUGGACCCCAGCCCCGCGCCCGGCACGGCCUACGCGUCCUACCCCGGCGCCUCCGUGGACAACUACCAGCAGCCGCCCUUCACCCAGACCGCCGACGCCACCGAGGGCUACCAGCCGCCCCCCGUGUACUGAGCGCGCCCCCUCUCCUCCAGGGCAUUAGGAAAGGGUCUUCGCCCCAGUGUUCGGCCACUGCCCCCACCCCCGCCCCACCCCGCCAGUGCCUUAGCUGCAGCCCCGGGCCUCGCUCCGGCCUGGGGUGCUCCGCCAAAGAUGGGCCGUGCCGGCCUGGGGCUCGGCUCCUCCUCACUCAGGGUCCCCCGUUCCUGCCGGCUCCCCCGCUCGGUGUGGGGGUGCCACUGCCUGUUGCCUUCAGACUGCCUUCCCCGCAUGGCCAGUGCUUCCCCGGGCAGCGCCCACGCGUGCCUCAGGCCGGGGUGCAGGGGGCCACCUGCUUCACCGUGUGGAUGCUCUGCGGGCCAGUGGGCAGGCGCGGACCCUCAGCCCCCCGCCGCUGCUCUGAAUGUAUGAAACGCCUUGGGGCUUGCGGGCACCAAUUCUGACUGGGAGAUGGAAUAAAUGUGUUUUUCUCA